Striga hermonthica is the source of this 369-nucleotide messenger RNA. Lineage: Eukaryota; Viridiplantae; Streptophyta; Magnoliopsida; Lamiales; Orobanchaceae. The record is from the annotation of a GenBank genome assembly.
AUGAAUACAACAAGGAUCUCCAUUCAGAAUGGUGCGACGGGUAUUAUUGUGUCUGACCACGGUGCUCGUCAGCUGGAUUAUGUCCCUUCAACUAUCCAGGCUCUUGAAGAGGUUGUGAAAGCUGCACAAGGCCGAGUGCCAAUAUUCUUGGAUCGUGGGGUUCGUCGUGGCAGAUGUCUUCAAGGCAUUAGCACUGGAGCCUCUGGAAUCUUCAUUGGGCGACCUGUCGUGUUCUCGUUGGCUGCUGAGGGAGAAGCCAACAUGAGUAAAGUGCUCAAAAUGUUGCGGGACGAGUUUGAGCUGACCAUGACACUAAGUGGCUGCCGCUCGUUGAGUGAGAUUACUCUUAAUCACAUCGUGACCGAAUGA